AUGAAGGGUAAAAAGUCCAAAGGGGACAAUAAUGCUGUGUCUUUGAAAAAAGGUCCAAGGGGUACCCCAGCGGGGGACAUAACGCAGGAUGCUCAAAGCGACAGCUCAGACGAUUUGAUCAUUGGGAACAUGGCUGAGUUAAACGAGAAGGACGGUGCGAAGAAGACGUUCCCAAAGAUCGUUCAGAUGAAGAGAGAUAUCAGAAAGCUCAAAAAGGAAAAGGCUAUGAUCAGCAAAAUGGACGCUGAGGACAAGGAAAAGGCGGAGCAUAUGCUGCAAGUGCAGAAGGCCCUGCGCAAGUCCAAGGGAGAAAAAAUUUACGAUGAAAAGAGCCUCAAGAAACGAAACCAAAGAAUUUUGAGGAAAAAAAAUAAGUCACGCAAACGAUGGGCAGAGAAGCUGGCCAAGGGGUAA
This is a messenger RNA of Plasmodium fragile, 414 nucleotides long. RefSeq lists its product as uncharacterized. The transcript is spliced from 4 exons. The record is from RefSeq and is a predicted model, not a curated record. The coding region runs from base 1 to 414 and encodes 137 amino acids. Lineage: Eukaryota; Apicomplexa; Aconoidasida; Haemosporida; Plasmodiidae.